AUGGACAGGCUUAUCUCUUCGCCGCUCCACCUCACCCGCGCGCCCUCCUCCUCCUCCGCCUCCAGGCCCCGCGCCGGCGGCCACCACCACCUCCUCCCCGCCGCCGCCGCGCCAAGGUCCUUCGCGCCCCUCCACGGCCUCAGGCUUCACCCUCUCGCGCCGCUCCUCCCCAGGCCGCCUCCGUCACUCCUAGCCGCGGCCUCCGCCUCCUCCCGCGCCGACGCCGUCAAUCCCGCGCCACCGGAACCAGAUGACGAGGCCGCCGACGCCUCUGCGCAGGCUCCGGCCACCGGAUUCACCCGCUUCUUCCAGAAGGUCGCGUCGGCCGCGGCAGUCGCCUUGGUGGCGGCGCUGGUGGUGGCGGCAGUCGGGCCGUCGUCCAUGGUGCCGCCGGCGCUGGCCUCGGCGCUGCACAACCACUCCCACUCGGCGGCCGUCACGGCGGGCCGGAGCAUCUUCAAGUCGGAGCUGCUGGGCAGCGCGUGGACGGGGUUCCUGGCCGGCUGCCUGCACACGCUCUCGGGCCCGGACCACCUGGCCGCGCUGGCGCCGCUCUCCAUCGGGCGGUCGCCGGUGGAGAGCGCCGCUGUCGGCGCGCUCUGGGGCUGCGGCCACGAUGCCGGCCAGGUCAUGUUCGGCCUGCUCUUCCUCGGCCUCAAGGACCGGCUCCACAUCGAGGUGCUCCGCACCUGGGGCACCCGCGUCGUGGGCCUCACCCUGCUCGUCAUCGGCGCCAUCGGCAUCCGGGAGGCCACCCAGGCGGCGCCCUGCGUGGCCGCGGCGCUCGAGGGCGGCACGAGCGCGCACCAGCACGGCGGCAACAACAGCAACGCGCUGGAGAAGGCGCUGCUGGGCGCCGGCGGCAAGAAGAAGGAGAUCAGCUUCGCGACGUUCGCGACGGGGAUCGUGCACGGGCUGCAGCCGGACGCGCUCAUGAUCAUCCUGCCGGCGCUGGCCAUGCCGUCGCGCGCCGCAGGGGCCGCCUUCCUCGGCAUGUUCCUCGUGGGCACCGUGCUGUCCAUGGCCAGCUACACCGUGCUCAUCGGCACCUGCACCGAGGCGCUCAAGGAGAGGGUGCCCCGGAUCACGGAGAAGCUCACCUGGGCGGCCUCCCUCGUCGCCAUCUCCAUGGGGGUCGCCAUCAUCGUCAGCGAGUCCUUCGGGGUGAGCCUGUACUGA
This is a messenger RNA of Triticum turgidum subsp. durum (durum wheat), 1179 nucleotides long. The record is from the annotation of a GenBank genome assembly. NCBI's taxonomy places the organism in Eukaryota, Viridiplantae, Streptophyta, Magnoliopsida, Poales, Poaceae.